This is a messenger RNA of Tetrapisispora phaffii CBS 4417, 1716 nucleotides long. It is a transcript of the gene SWI6, whose product is annotated as transcriptional regulator SWI6. Lineage: Eukaryota; Fungi; Ascomycota; Saccharomycetes; Saccharomycetales; Saccharomycetaceae. The transcript has a single exon. Gene Ontology annotation, molecular function: protein binding; transcription coactivator activity. Bases 1 to 1716 code for a protein of 571 amino acids. The record is from RefSeq and is a predicted model, not a curated record. Gene Ontology annotation, cellular component: MBF transcription complex; SBF transcription complex.
AUGAGUAUAGUGUCUGUUUCUGGGCAAUUCAAGUUGCAUGAUUUCACUUUGCAACGGAAUGUUGAUAAUGGUUAUUUUUUACUUGAACCAGUGUUAAGAUUGUUGAAGACGUUUACUUAUCAGAAUGUCAGUGAUGAUUAUUUGUUGUCCCAUUAUAACAUUUUAGUGGCGACUAGUGCGGAUGGAUCUAAAUGGAUUCCAGAGGAAAAGGCGGCUCAAUUGUUAGAGGUUUGUGAUGAAGAUGGAAAGUUGAAGGUUUUCUUUGACGGUCUAGUCAGUAAGAAGCAUGAUAGUGAAAUUAAGUUGGAUGAGGAGUUUGUAUCUGAGCCAUUGAAGUUGCACCAGGCAAAAGAAGUUAGUUUUGCAGCAAGCGAAGAAGAACAGUUAAAGUUGGAGAUGUUUUUGCAAAAAGUUGUUGGAGAAGAUCAAGAUGAGAAACGUGAGUUCUAUUCUGUUUUGAAAGAACUUGAUGAAAUGUAUCCUAAUGUUGAGUUGAAUUUUAAUUUGAAAGUUGAUGAAUUUGGAAACACACCGCUUCAUUGGCUUGCGUCUGUCGGUAAGGUCGAUUUGGUUGAAUCGUUGGUUAAGAACGGUGCUAAUGUUUUCAUAGGCGAUGAUAAUGGGCAAACGGCUAUAGUGAAGGCAGUCAAAUGUAUAAACAACUAUGAACGUGGUACGUUCGAGAAGUUGUUGCAUUAUUUGUUCCCUUGUUUAUUAGUUGUAGAUAGAGAAGGUAGAACAAUCUUCCAUCACAUUGCUCUUGCGUCUGGGCAACCUGGAUAUUCGGUUGUAUCCAAGUAUUAUCUAGAUGUGUUGAUGGGCUAUGUGGUUAACAACCAAAACCAUGUCUUAAAAGAAUUGAACUUGAAAUGGAUUAUCGCAAACAUGUUAAAUGUUUGCGAUAAUAAUGGUGACACCAGUCUAAAUAUUGCAGCCAAGAUCGGAUCGUCAUCUCUUGUAGAGACGUUGAUGGAUUACGGCACAGAUCCAAGCAUAAAGAACAACUCCGGUUUGAAUGCUUUAGAUUUUAAGGACAAUAAGUAUAAGGAAUGUGACUUAGUUGACAAUAUAUCCAAUAAUAUGGCAUCACUUGGAAAUCGUGAACCAAAUCCAGAAACGCAUACCAAAGAGGCGCAAGACAUUCUAAACAAUAUAACAAGUCUCCUUGGUAAUAUUAAGUCAGAUUACGAGGAGGAGGUUAAGAAGAAUAAUAAAGUGUUAGCGUUAUUGCAUGAAGAAUUAAAUGAAAAGAGAACAGUGUUGGCCGCGAGUCGAGAGUCGUUGGUUGAAGCCAGACAAGGUUUUGAUCAAUCGAUAAUUUUAUUAGAGCAAAUUAAUAACUUAAAUAAAUAUAUAGAUAUGGAACUAGAUAAAGAUGAAGUCGAGAUUGAAAUGGACGAUGACCUUAAUAUUGAGUCAUUGGAAUCUCAAGAACCAUCGUCGUUAUCAAUCGCUCAACUAAAUGCUCUGAAUAUUCAUAAUGAAGCGCAAAAAAGAUACAACGAGCAGCUUAGUAGGAUACUGGAAGGGAUCGAAGAGAAGCAGAGUGAUUUAGAAGGGAAAUUUCGAAGAGUGUUGUCUCUGUGUUUAAAGAUUGAGGAGCAUAAAGUUGAUGCUAUGCUUGAUGGAUUGUUGCAGGCCAUUUCCUCCGAGGAUCCACAAGAUGUCGAUACAGACGAAAUGCAACAUUUUUUGAAAAAGCACGCACGUAUCUAA